AAUCCAAAUAGGGGUUAUAAUAAAAUAAGACGGAGGGAGUAAUAGGGAAAUGCUAGUGCUGACAAGUAACGGGUUCGUUAUCUUAACCGUCCUCCACAUUUGGGGAUUUUGGAAGGAAAGAAGAAUUGAAAAUGGCUGUGAGAACAGGGUAUCGUAUCAUAGGAGGAAGGCAAAUAUGCUCCUCUCUGUUAUCUAUUCCUAGUCUGAGACACCAUCCUCAUCUUCCUCGCCCCGCUUCUUUUCAGAGGUUCCCAUCAUAUUCAAUUCAUCAGCCUGCAGGGUUUAAAUUUGGAAUUAGAUGUAUAAGUGAGAAGGCGGCUGGAAUGGGGAGAUUAAGAGAACCAUCAGGAUCCGAGAAUUGGAAGAUUAAGAUGCUGUAUGAUGGAGAUUGUCCGCUUUGCAUGAGAGAGGUGAAGAUGCUGCAAGAGAGAAACAAAGAGUAUGGUACUAUCAAGUUUGUGGACAUAAGCUCCGAGGAUUACUCUCCGGAGGAUAAUAUGGGGCUAGACUACAAAACGGUAUGUCUCUUUGUUCGGAAUCAUCAAAUCCCAUUUGUACCUAAUGAAUGAAUGAAUUAGUCAAUUGCAAAAUAUGAGAAGAUUUUGAGACGUACAUAUGCAUUAAAUGUUAAUUUUUUCAAACAAAAAUAACUUUAAAUUUUAAGAACAUUAUAAAAAUAAUUUUAAAAAACCUUUAUUAAUAAAUAAAACAAAAAAAUAGAAAAAUGGAAAAAACAAAAAAUAAGCGAGAAAUAAAAAUCAGGAGUGAUACCACCUAUGGUUUAAAAAAUAUAAACCAAUACCCCCU
Molecule: messenger RNA, 807 nt
Organism: Cuscuta campestris
Lineage: Eukaryota; Viridiplantae; Streptophyta; Magnoliopsida; Solanales; Convolvulaceae
Source: the annotation of a GenBank genome assembly